Messenger RNA from Cyclocybe aegerita, 1605 nucleotides. The record is from the annotation of a GenBank genome assembly. Lineage: Eukaryota; Fungi; Basidiomycota; Agaricomycetes; Agaricales; Hemipholiotaceae.
UGGAAUUGAAUUGGAGAUUAUAUGGCUCGCGGCUUGGGAGCUCUGCCUAUCUUGUCCGAGUCCACACCUUUUCACCUCAAAAUUCGGUUCAACCUUCGUGCACGAGAUGGAAGGUUACAGCCAAUCGCGGUAUUAUCGCUUGGGCUGCAAAAGAACCAGUGUUGAGCUGGUUGUACCUUCCAGCAUUCCAUUGUUCACCAACGAUGUCGUUCAAGAGGCUCCUCUCGACGAUAACUAUCAAGAACAGUCCUUCAAAAGCACACCACCAUGUACCUCUUCCAUCCUCUUCUUUCCCGAAAGGAUUCGUCUUGGGUGGUUUCCACGUAGGAGUGAAGAAGAAACCAGGUGUACCCGAUCUCGCUGUCAUACUCUCAACAUCCGACAAACCGACCUCCGCGGCAGCAUGCUUCACCCGGAACGCUUUCAAAGCUGCCCCAGUGCUCGUUUCCGACGAGGUCCUCAAGCGUAACGGCGGCUACGCACGGGCAGUUGUCGUGAAUAGUGGAUGCGCAAACGCCGUGACGGGAAAACAAGGGAUGGACGACGCGUGGGCGAUGGUGAAGGAGACGGAUGCCCUACUGAGCAAGAGGUCAUCCGAGUUCGAGAACGAGACGCUAGUAAUGUCGACUGGUGUCAUCGGACAGAACCUACCCAUCGGGAAGAUCGUCAAGGGCAUUCAGGCACAGGCGAAGGACGGCGUGCUCGGGUCGGACUUCAAGGCCUGGGAGACGGCGGCACAGGCGUUCAUGACGACGGACACCUUCCCAAAACUUCGUUCACGGACGUUCACAAUCGGGGGUGUAGAGUACCGGAUGGCAGGGAUGGACAAGGGUGCAGGUAUGAUCCACCCCAACAUGGGCCCUGCGUCGACACAGUUUUCUGGUCCGAAGCAGCUGCAUGCAACGCUCCUGGGGUGCAUCAUGACCGACGCGGCUGUCACGCCACGGAGCCUGCAGAGUGCCCUCACGUAUGCCGUGGACCGAAGCUUCAAUUCGAUUAGUGUGGAUGGCGAUAUGUCGACGAAUGACUCGAUCUAUGUCUUGGCCAACGGUGCUGCGUCGAAGGGCGCGAUCGUCGACGAGGAGACGGACAAGGAGUCUUAUGAGGUGUUCAAGAAGGAGCUGACGGAUUUCGCGGCGGAUUUGGCCAAGCUGGUCGUCCGGGAUGGAGAGGGAGCGACAAAGUUUGUCACCGUCACUGUCAAAGGAGUGCCGUCCUAUCGUGACGCCCACAGCAUUGCAUCCCGGAUAUCUACCUCUGCCCUCGUCAAAACUGCCCUUUACGGCGAAGAUGCAAAGUGGGGCCGCAUCCUGGCUGCCACCGGCUCCGUCCCCCUCCAACCUUCCUCCACCGGCUCUAUCCUCGUAAUCGAUCCAACAAAAGUGAAUGUCACCUUUGUGCCCUCUGACGGCUCCUCUGCCUUGCCUGUGCUCGUGAACGGCGAGCCGGAGAAUGUCGACGAGGUCCGCGCGAAGGAGAUCCUGAUGCUCGAGGACUUCGAUAUUUUGGUCGAUCUGGGUAUGGGAGGUGGCGGAGAGGCACAGUAUUGGACGUGCGAUUUUAGUUAUGAGUACGUGCAGAUCAAUGGGGAUUAUCGCAGUUAGA